This is a messenger RNA of Orbicella faveolata, 1179 nucleotides long. RefSeq lists its product as uncharacterized. The record is from RefSeq and is a predicted model, not a curated record. Gene Ontology annotation, molecular function: zinc ion binding; nucleic acid binding. Gene Ontology annotation, biological process: DNA integration. Lineage: Eukaryota; Metazoa; Cnidaria; Anthozoa; Scleractinia; Merulinidae.
AAUCUGUCGGAGCUGGAUUCUACUCAGAUCCUACAGUCGAUCUCCGCCAAGUUGCCAUCGUACUCGGGCGUCAAGUGGUGUAGGUCCGCUCAUGAGACUCAGGUAAAGGGAAAGAGGCUCGUGGGUUUUACGGACUUUGUAAAGUUUGUCAAACAAGAAGCCGAAGUAGCAAACGACCCGAUCUUUUCUCCAGACGUGCUUAAGAGAGAAAGGAAAAGGAACGGCCCGGUUAGAGACAACACCCAUGGCACAAGGUCGAGGCAUCAAGGUGGAAUCAAUCCAAGUCAAUCAUUGGUCACUUCUACUACUCCAGUAGGCCACUCUGAACAGACACAAUCAGCAGCCACAUCGUGGCGCAAACAGUCCUGCCCAGCCUGCAAUGGCAAACAUACAAUAGCGAAGUGCAGCAAUUUCACCAAGGCUACUGCAGACAAGAGGUUGGAUCUCAUCAUCGAGAAACGCCUAUGCUUCAGAUGCUUCAGAGCAGGUCACGUUUCCGCUGACUGCACAUCCAAGCAAACCUGUGGUGAGUGCGGAAAGCGUCACACCUUGCUACACGGAGCGACUCUAAAGUCAAAGACACGCAGCAAGCAAACUCCGCCAAGCACUCAGUCGUCACGCAAUCCACCCCAACCCUUGCAACCAGACCACGCUGCCGAGUCUGCUCACUCAAACGCUGCCAGCGUCUCCCACAGUUCUGUCGGUACAUCGAACGCCAUCAUCAUGUGUCGAAUCGUGCCUGUAGUCCUGUACCAUAAGGAUAAUCCCAGCAAAGAAAUUAAAACGUACGCACUCUUGGAUGACGCUAGUGACACGACGUUCGUGACAAAUAAGGUAAAGAGCGAGCUUGGAGUUGAGGGAGUCGACACAAGUCUCAAUUUAAGCACAAUGCACGGCCGCAAAGUAAUCCCUGUAUCCCGUAUCGACGGAUUGAUAGUGGAGCGCCCCGACAGACGCGCGCAGGUCGAACUCCCUAAGGCGUAUGCAAGAGACAUAAUCCCAUCCAGAAAGGACCAAAUCCCAACCCCAGCAGCAGCAGACAAGUGGCAACACCUGAAGAAAAUAAGGGACAAAAUACCUCCGCUAGACGAAAACCUCGACGUUGGAAUACUGAUCGGAUCCAACUGCCCGAAGGCGAUUAAACCAAAGGAAGUGAUAACUGGUAAAAGCGAAGAUCCA